AUCAAUCGCAGAAAAAAAUUUGCAGCGUUCUCAUACACUUGUUUGCAAGACGAAGAAAGGUUUUUUUAUUGUUAGCGUUCAUCGAAUAAAUCGAAAAAAAAAAAUAAGAGAAUAGAUCAAUAUGGUUCGUCCAAAGAUGUUUGUCAAUAAACGAGGUGGUCGUAAGGAGGAGGUCCAUUUCGACAAAAUUACAUCUCGUAUUCAAAAACUGUGCUAUGGUUUGGACAUGGACUACGUUGAUCCGGUAUCAAUCACACUCCAAGUCAUCAACGGUCUGUACACUGGUGUUUCAACGCAAGAGCUGGAUACCCUUGCCGCCGAAACAGCCGCUUCGAUGACCACUGAACACGCCGAUUAUGCAGUGCUUGCAGCUCGGAUCAGCGUUUCGAAUCUGCACAAGGAGACCAAGAAGUCAUUUUCAGAUGUAAUCAGCGAUUUGUACAAUGCCGAAAUAAAUGGCCGAAAAUCGCCAAUGAUCAGUGACAGCGUCUAUAACGUCAUCAUGAAAAAUUCGUCCCGUUUGAAUUCCGCCAUUAUCUAUGAUCGUGAUUUCAAUUACAAUUACUUUGGUUUCAAGACGCUCGAACGUUCGUAUUUAUUGAAAAUAAAUGGAAAAAUUGUCGAACGACCACAACACAUGCUCAUGCGUACGGCUGUUGGUAUACAUGGCGAAGACAUCGACGGUGCAAUCGAAACGUACAAUUUGCUUUCGGAGAAGUACUUUACACAUGCAUCGCCAACUUUGUUUGCCGCUGGUACACCUCGGCCACAGCUAAGUUCUUGCUUUUUAUUGGCAAUGACCGAUGAUUCCAUGGACGGCAUCUACGAGACAUUGACGCGUUGUGCAAAAAUCUCACAACAUGCUGGCGGUAUUGGUUUGAAUGUGCACUGUAUUCGGUCAAAGGGUACUACGAUCGCUGGUACUGGUGGAUCAUCCAAUGGACUCAUACCCAUGCUUCGAGUAUACAAUGCAACAGCUCGAUAUGUUGAUCAAGGUGGUCGUCGUCCAGGUGCAUUUGCAAUCUAUUUGGAGCCCUGGCACGCCGACGUAUUCGAUUUCAUCAAUUUGCGUAAGAAUACUGGACACGAAGAAGAACGAUGCCGUGAUCUAUUUUUGGCAUUAUGGAUACCAGAUUUGUUCAUGAAACGAGUUGAAACCGACGAAAUGUGGAGCCUAAUGUGCCCACACAAGUCACCAGAUCUUUACAAAAAAUGGGGCGACGAGUUCGAAACGCUCUAUACAAAAUACGAAAGUGAAGGAAGAUUUGUGCGACAAGUGAAGGCUCGUGAUUUAUGGUUCCAAAUCGUACAGUCACAAAUUGAAACCGGCACACCGUAUAUGCUAUACAAAGAUACCUGCAAUCGGAAGAGCAAUCAACAAAACUUGGGAACGAUUCGUUGCAGCAAUUUGUGCACGGAAAUUGUCGAAUACACCGACCCAGAUGAAAUUGCCGUCUGUAAUUUGGCAUCGAUUGCCGUUAAUAUGUUUGUGAAAGCCGAUAAGACAUACGAUUUUGCAAAAUUGAAGGAAAUCAGUAAAGUGGUUACGCGAAAUCUCAAUAAAAUUAUCGACGUCAACUUCUAUCCGUUGCCAGAAACGAGAAAGUCCAACAUGCGCCAUCGUCCGAUUGGUAUUGGUAUACAAGGUCUUGCCGAUGCAUUCAUUUUAAUGCGUUUCCCGUACGAAAGUGAAGAAGCGGCCAAGCUGAAUCAACAGAUUUUCGAAACGAUUUACUAUGGUGCAUUGGAAGCCAGCUGUGAAUUGGCACAACGUGAUGGACCGUAUGAAACGUAUCCGGGAUCGCCAGUUAGCAAAGGCAUUCUUCAGUACGACAUGUGGGACAAGACACCGACCGAUCUAUGGGAUUGGAGCGCGUUGAAGGAGAAAAUUGCAGCACAUGGUGUUCGUAAUUCACUUCUUUUGGCACCCAUGCCAACGGCAUCUACAGCCCAAAUUCUUGGCAACAACGAAUCAUUCGAGCCAUAUACAUCGAAUAUUUACAAUCGUCGUGUGUUGUCUGGUGAAUUCCAAGUGGUUAAUCAUCAUUUGAUUAAAGAUUUGACCGAAAUUGGAAUGUGGAACGAUGACAUGAAGAACGAAAUCAUCGCCGAAUAUGGUUCGAUUCAAAAUAUAACACGUAUUCCACAAAAGAUUCGCGAUUUAUACAAAACCGUAUGGGAAAUAUCGGUGAAAACAACAAUGAAUAUGGCCGCAGAUCGUGGUGCUUUCAUCGAUCAAAGUCAAUCAUUCAAUUUACACGUUGCACAGCCAAAUUAUGCAAAAAUGUCCUCGAUUCAUUUCUAUGCAUGGAAACUUGGCCUUAAAACCGGAAUGUACUACUUGCGCACUCGACCGGCUGCCAACCCAAUUCAAUUCACAGUGGACAAGAAACAAUUGGCCGCAUCUCGUGCGAUGAAUCAAGCAAACAAAUCCAUGAAUAAUUCAACGUUGAACAAAUCAAUCGUCGGCAAUGGUUCGAAUGUCGAUUUCACCAUUGAUGCAGAAACUGAAAUGCAGCCUUCAGCCGAAUCAUCAACUGUUGAUCUCGAACAACAAAUGGCCGCUAUGGUUUGCUCUCUCGAUAACAAAGACGAGUGCAUGAUGUGCGGCUCUUAAACGUCUUAUCAUUUUCCUAGUUAUUUUUAUACAUUUUUUUUUCUUUCUCACAAAAUCUCAGUUUGAUCUGAAAUCAGCUUCAUAUAGCAACUGCUUUUUAUUCAUUAGUUAGAUUAUCACCAAAGGGUUUCCUUUGAAAACAAGCAAACCACACUUACCUUAAAAAAAAAGAAUAGUUCUGUAAAAACACAUAUUUUCAUAAUAUAAUAAUAAAGUUUGAACAAAUAAAACAAGCAGAA
Molecule: messenger RNA, 2856 nt
Organism: Contarinia nasturtii (swede midge)
Lineage: Eukaryota; Metazoa; Arthropoda; Insecta; Diptera; Cecidomyiidae
Product: ribonucleoside-diphosphate reductase large subunit-like
Exons: 9
Coding region: 122-2617 (831 amino acids)
Biological process (GO): DNA replication; deoxyribonucleotide biosynthetic process
Cellular component (GO): ribonucleoside-diphosphate reductase complex
Molecular function (GO): ATP binding; ribonucleoside-diphosphate reductase activity, thioredoxin disulfide as acceptor
Source: RefSeq, a predicted model, not a curated record